Penicillium cinerascens is the source of this 1101-nucleotide messenger RNA. RefSeq names its product WD40 repeat domain-containing protein. The transcript has 4 exons. Bases 1 to 1101 code for a protein of 366 amino acids. Gene Ontology annotation, molecular function: protein binding. Gene Ontology annotation, cellular component: transcription repressor complex; nucleus. The record is from RefSeq and is a predicted model, not a curated record. NCBI's taxonomy places the organism in Eukaryota, Fungi, Ascomycota, Eurotiomycetes, Eurotiales, Aspergillaceae. Gene Ontology annotation, biological process: negative regulation of transcription by RNA polymerase II.
AUGGCGACUACUUCGAAUCGUGAUUAUUUCUUUCAAACCUCCGCUGCCCUCGACUCUCAAGAGCGGAAGGACGCCAAGUCCCAGAAUACCAAUGGGAACCCCAUUAGGCUUGAGAGCAAGAUCCUGGCUGUCCGUGCGGACCCGGUGAAUCAUGGCUCGAUCUACGUUGCGCAGAGUAAUGGCAUUGUGAGGAGAGUGGUUUUGGCAACGGGCGAGACAUCUGCCCUUUUCAAAGGCCCCGUGGCGCCAGUGACGAGUGUAUGUCUUAGCCCAGAUGGGAAACUGCUCUUUGCCGGUUGCUGGGACAAGACGGUAUGGAGCUGGGAUGUUGCCUCGAGGCAGCCCCGGCAGAAGUACGAAGGGCAUACCGAUUUUGUGAAGUCGGUAGUCAGUGCUAGACUGCGUGGGGAAAACCUACUUAUCACCGGUGGUGCCGAUGCACAAGUCCUUGUUUUCAAUAUCGCAAGCGGUGAGCGAAUUGAGACAUUCAGGGACCACACUCGUGGCAUUCAGGAUCUCGCUUUUGAUCCUGAAUUGGAAGAGACCCAGCCAGUAGUGUUCAGCGCGGGGAGUGACCGUGAGAUACGACAGUUCAUGAUCUUUGGUGGUGGUGAAACCGCGGAACCCCUUCUGCCCCAUGACACCAGUGUGUACAAGUUGUUCUUCGACAAUGACGGUGAUCUGUGGACGGCAUCAGCCGACAAGACAGCCAAGUGCUUGGUGCGUUCGGACGGCUGGAAAUCCAAUCUCAGCCUGGAACACCCUGACUUUGUGCGAGACGUUGUCGUCUAUGAAACCGGAGGCUGGGUCGUUACGGCCUGUCGGGAUGAAGAGGUGCGAGUGUGGAACCGAUCUACCGGCGAGCUCCAUCACACUUUCUCGGGCCACUUCGAGGAAGUCACCGGCCUGGCCCUUGUGGGUUCGACUGUUGCCAGUGUGGGAAUUGAUGGCACCAUUCGCCAGUGGUCUCUGCGACCUGACGAGCUGCAAAAGGCGGUGGAUCUGGCCAAGAACGGUUCGAAAGAAGAAGAAAAGCCUGAUGGCGAACCGAUGUUGACGGAAGAAGAGGAACGCGAGCUGGCUGAACUGAUGGAUGAUUAG